AUGGAGAAACUACUUGAGAUAGUUGUAGUUGUUUCGACCAUACUUCUUGGCUUAGCUCUAGUUUACUUAUAUGAAGUCCUAUGGCUGAGGCUGGAGAAGAUAAGGAAAAAGUUGAGGAGGCAAGGCAUAAACGGUCCUAAACCUACUUUGCUCUAUGGCAACACCCAGGAGAUGAAGAGAAUCCGACAAGAACUCAAGUGUGUGCAGAGGCAAGACAAAGACAUGAACGGCUACAUAUCCACCAUCUUCCCUCAUUUCCUUCUCUGGAGGAAGACAUAUGGGCCCGUGUUCCUUUACUCAACAGGAGUUUUGGAGAUAUUGCAUGUUGCUCAGCCAGAAAUGGGUAUGAUAGGGCUGAUUGUGGAUGCAACUGUUCCGCUGUUACAAUCAUGGGAGAAUAUGCUUAAUAGCACGGGAGGUAGUCAGAAGAUCUAUGUUGAUGGAUACCUGAGGAACUUUUCAGCGGAUGUGAUUGCUAGAGCUUGUUUUGGGAGCAAUUUCAUAGAAGGAAAAGACAUAUUUUGCAAGCUCAGGCAGCUCCAGAAGUUAAUUUCUCAACAGGAUACAUUUGUUGGGCUGUCUGCACUGUGGAAAUACUUGCCUACCAAGAGAAACUGGGAGAUACAAAUGCUGGAUCAAGAAGUCCGGUUACUAAUCCUGGAUCUCUCAAGGGAACACAGGAGCAAAAGCCGCAGCAAUGCUGUCACGCACAUGUCCACAUAUGACAACCUUCUGCAUGCCAUUGUCGAUGGUGCAAACCAGUGCCCAAGCUAUUCCAGUGCCCCUGAAGAUUUCAUCGUCGACAACUGCAAGAACAUCUACUUUGCUGGGCAUGAAACUACAGCGGAACGUGCACGGGCUGAAGCUCUAGAAGUGUGCUGUGGACAGACAGUGCUGGACAUUGACGUCCUUCGUCAGCUGAAAAUACUUACAAUGGUGAUACAAGAGACUCUCCGGCUGUACCCUCCGGCAUCACUAAUCAUGCGUGAAGCCCUGACAGACAUCAGGCUUGGUGGAGUUGACGUCCCUUAUGGUACCAUUAUCCAAGUAGCCAUUUCAAUGCUGCACCUUGACCUCGAAGCCUGGGGUCCAGAUGCUAACGAAUUUCGUCCAGACCGGUUCGCGAAUGGAGCUGCUGCGGCGUGCAAGCCGGCCCACAUGUACAUGCCGUUCGGAUACGGACCAAGACUGUGCACCGGGCAAAACCUGGCAAUGGCAGAGCUGAAGGUUCUUCUUGCACGCCUGCUGAGCAAGUUCUCAUUCUCAUUGUCACCUGGGUACCAACACUCUCCGGUGUUUCGGUUGACCAUUGAGCCUGAGUUUGGCAUGCCCCUUGUGGUGACAAGGUUGCCAUGA
Miscanthus lutarioriparius is the source of this 1356-nucleotide messenger RNA. The record is from the annotation of a GenBank genome assembly. NCBI's taxonomy places the organism in Eukaryota, Viridiplantae, Streptophyta, Magnoliopsida, Poales, Poaceae.